Messenger RNA from Solanum verrucosum, 452 nucleotides. RefSeq lists its product as uncharacterized. The transcript is spliced from 4 exons. The record is from RefSeq and is a predicted model, not a curated record. The coding region runs from base 90 to 398 and encodes 102 amino acids. NCBI's taxonomy places the organism in Eukaryota, Viridiplantae, Streptophyta, Magnoliopsida, Solanales, Solanaceae.
UAUUAUUUCUCUAUUUUCCUCUUCUUCUUGACUAAAAUAAAAUAUUCUACUAAUUUGUUUUGUCCAUUUCCUUCAAAAGUUACUAAAUUAUGUAUCAUCAAAACCAGGAGUACUACCAUUUCCCUUGUUUGUGUUGCAACCCCCAUACUUACAUUAGAAUGGUACAAAAUAUGAUAGAGAGGUGUUUAGUGCUUGGGAUGGAUAGAGAUGAAUGCAUUAAGACAUUAGCUAUACAUGCCAGAAUCCGCCCACUCGUAACACUAACAGUGUGGAGAGAGCUUAUAAAGGAGAACACGGACUUCUUUCAAGCUUAUUUCACCAAUAUAUCAACACAAGUACCCUCCUUAAGCUUUCAAAGAGAACCAAGAUUUGGGAGAAGGAAACAAUAUUGGCAGUAAUUGAAGAAUGAAGAAGAAGAUUUCUAGCCAGGAUGUAAUAUAUUUAUGCGUUUU